Molecule: messenger RNA, 1015 nt
Organism: Sinocyclocheilus rhinocerous
Lineage: Eukaryota; Metazoa; Chordata; Actinopteri; Cypriniformes; Cyprinidae
Product: OX-2 membrane glycoprotein-like
Exons: 5
Coding region: 32-886 (284 amino acids)
Biological process (GO): negative regulation of neuroinflammatory response; heterotypic cell-cell adhesion
Cellular component (GO): neuronal cell body; cell surface; axon
Molecular function (GO): cell-cell adhesion mediator activity
Source: RefSeq, a predicted model, not a curated record
UAGAAACAGACCAUACUACCAACCAUUCGACAUGUUGUGUCUGUUGAUCCUAAUUUUAAGCCUCAUAAAUAGAGCUUAUCUUUCAGAAAUUGUAGCACAGGGAGACACAGUUGUUGUGUUUGGUCAGGAUGCUUCAUUCUCCUGUACGCUGUCAGACGCGUCUAAUGUCAAACAAGUCACAUGGCAGCGGGUACGUGACCAGGAACCGGUACAAACUCUGGCUACAUUCAGCGAGCUCUUCAAGGAUCAUGUGGAUGAUCAAUAUGUCGGAAAAGUCACUUUCACCGCGGUGUCAGUUAAUUCAACAUCCAUUGAGAUCAAAAACGCAACAUUUGAAGACGAGGCUUGCUAUAUUUGUUCCUUCAAAGUGUAUCCACUCCAACCUAAACGACAAACCUUGUGCCUCGCCGUUAAAGGCAUUUCAGAAAUAACAGCAUCAGUGAAUCCUGCACUCAGUUCUGAUCCAGAUGUUGUAGUCUCAUGUUCAGCCACAGGUAAACCAACUCCAACUAUCCACUGGAAAUCUGCAGAGAAAGAGCUGAACAACUUUAGGUUAAGUAAUUUCACAACACUCAACAAAGACAGCUCAACCACCAUUACAAGCAACCUCACGCUUCCGCUGUCACAGUUUCAUGGGAAGUACGUGGAAUGUGUGGCUCAGAGUGACAGCAUGGAGAAGAGCAGCCAAAUCUAUGUGCCUGAAGUACAUUAUAAAGUGAACGCUACACCAAGAAGUUACAUCAUUACAGUUUCAGUCCUCAUUGUCAUGGCUGUUGUGGUUAUUGUCAUUAUUGUCAUCUGUUCUCACACCAGACUAAAGAGAGCCACUUUUGGGAUAAAAUCUACUUAUGAGGAACCCCUCAAUCCCCCAAAGGAGGAAUGUUAACUCUACAGCUAUCUCAUAGUAUGCAUUUUUGCUCAUGACCUUUAUUAAUAUGAACUUUUGGGUUCUAACCUGUGUGUUCCUUAAAGGAAUCAUGAAUUUUCUGUCUAGUAUUUAUUUAAUUUAUUUAUU